Messenger RNA from Misgurnus anguillicaudatus (oriental weatherfish), 2891 nucleotides. It is a transcript of the gene cacnb2a, whose product is annotated as calcium channel, voltage-dependent, beta 2a. Gene Ontology annotation, molecular function: voltage-gated calcium channel activity; protein binding. Gene Ontology annotation, biological process: calcium ion transmembrane transport. Gene Ontology annotation, cellular component: voltage-gated calcium channel complex. Lineage: Eukaryota; Metazoa; Chordata; Actinopteri; Cypriniformes; Cobitidae. The record is from RefSeq and is a predicted model, not a curated record.
ACACACACAAGGAGAGAGAGAGAGAGAGACUGCAGAGCUCACCGACAGCUCGCUGCUGAUAUUCACGAGCGUGAUGUUUACACAGAUGAGCAGAAGAACAGAAACUGUCGAAUAGAGAGAACGCAUGAGCGAAUCACUGCAGCAGCGUCUUCAUCAUCAUCAUCUCUGCGCUGGUGUCUGAAGAGCAGUGAGCAUGGCAGCCCGGCUCACUGCGGUGGGCUUUACCGAAGCCGGAUUUACUAGAACAUAACACACAAGCUUCAGUAUCCACGCUGUUCGCCGCAGCCGUCAUCGUCCACUAUGCGCAGGGGUCAAGCACGUGCACGUGGAAUUACACUCCAUCAUCAGCGACGCAGCAGCGGACCUCUCCGUCCCCACAGCAACCGCAGCAUCAGCAGCAGUCACACAGCUACGGCUGUUAACAUCAUUAGCUCCAGCAAUAACAGUGACAUUAGGUAGCAGUUUACAGAGAUUAAACUCUACUUCUUUUACAAGAUAUUUUAAAUUACGCUUCAGUAGCUCAGCCACGGUGACUCUGUUUGCUGUAUGAUAACCAACACAGACUUUUCAUUGAAGUUGUAGCUCUUUAAUGAUAAUGUUCUUCUUCACACGAGCAGCUCUCAGGUGCGUGCCGCUGUAGACCGGCUGUAACUUUCACGUGUGCUCCGGUAGAUGCCGUUGUUUGGUGUGUGAUUGUUGAUAGAGUUUAUCGAAGCAGUUGGUAUGGUGAAAAGAGCAAAUGCUCUAACCUGAUUGGCUGAUGAAGGCCUCCUGGAUUCGGCUGCUGAAACGAGCAACAGGGAGUCGAGUCAAGAACAACAUCGCUGGCUCAGCAGACUCGUAUACCAGCCGACCGUCAGAUUCUGAUGCUUCUCUGGAGGAAGAUAAAGAGACUUUACGUAGAGAAGCUGAGAGACGUGCGCUGAGCCAGCUAGAGAAUGCUAAGACCAAACCGGUGGCAUUCGCAGUACGCACUAAUGUCAGCUACAGCGCUUCUCAUGAAGACGACGUCCCUGUGCCCGGAACGGGCGUUUCAUUUGAGGCUAAAGAUUUUCUUCAUGUUAAAGAAAAGUUUAAUAAUGACUGGUGGAUCGGGCGUUUGGUGAAAGAAGGCUGUGACAUCGGCUUCAUUCCGAGUCCAUUGAAACUGGAAAACACUCGCAUCCAUCAGGAUCAUCGUUCCAAACCAGGAAAAUUCUAUUCCAGUAAAUCCGGAGCAAACUCAAUAUCUAGUUUGGGAGACAUUGUUUCAAACUCUCGUAAAUCAACUCCACCUUCAUCAGCUGUGGAUUUAGAAGCUGCUGGAUUAGAUGCAGAGGAGAACGAUCCUCCUCUUCCUCAGCGUUCUCCUAAAGCCAGUCCAAACGCAGUCAUAACCACUUUAGCUCGUGAGAAACGAAUGCCUUUCUUUAAGAAGACAGAACACGUUCCUCCGUAUGAUGUGGUGCCAUCAAUGAGACCGGUGGUGUUAGUGGGACCUUCACUUAAAGGCUAUGAGGUUACAGAUAUGAUGCAGAAAGCACUGUUUGACUUUCUAAAGCAUCGCUUUGAGGGGAGGAUAUCAAUCACAAGAGUGACGGCUGAUAUUUCUCUUGCCAAACGCUCUGUGCUGAACAAUCCAAGCAAACACGCCAUCAUCGAGCGCUCCAACACUCGAUCUAACUUAGCGGAGGUACAGAGUGAGGUGGAGAGGAUCUUUGAACUUGCUCGGACAUUACAGCUGGUUGUUCUUGAUGCAGACACAAUAAACCAUCCGGCCCAGCUGGGGAAGACAUCUCUGGCUCCUAUUAUUGUCUAUGUUAAGAUCACAUCUCCUAAGGUUCUGCAGAGGUUAAUUAAAUCUAGAGGAAAAUCUCAGGCCAAACAUCUCAAUGUACAGAUGGUCGCAGCUGACAAACUGGCCCAGUGUCCAUCAGAGCUGUUUGACAUUAUUUUAGAUGAGAAUCAGUUGGAGGACGCCUGCGAGCACAUGGCAGAUUAUCUGGAGGCGUACUGGAAAUCCACUCAUCCUCCCAGCGUCCCACAGAGUCAUCUACUGUUAGAGGAACAAAACACAGAGACUGAAACUACUGAUGGACCACAACCUUCAUCCAACCUGAAACUAAAGGAUGCAGGGGGAGAUCAGAGACCGCUGAAUGACAGGAGGGGUUUACAUGAAGACCACCACCACCAUCAUCAUCAUCAUCACCAGACUCAGAAAUCAGGAAGUUUAGAAAGUCCAGAUGACAACAUAGAGGAACCUCAAAACAACACAGAGCAGCAACCAUCACAGAGUGAAUGGAGGACACAACACAUCCAUCAUUGCUCUUCAUCCACACGAACUGAACGUCACAAUCAUCACCGCCAUCAUCACCGCCGGACCACGUGGACGCUUUCUCGACAAGAGACGGUGGAGAGCAAUGAACCUCAUCAAACAGAGGAGGAGGAGCUUCAAACCAAUCGCCAUCAUCAUCACCAUCAUCAUCAUCGCGGAGACAAAGAGAAAGAAUUCGACCACAACGAGAAGAACAGCAGACAUAGAGGACAACAGAGAUCACAACGAGAACAUGAGCGUAUGAGGGACAGGAGACGAGAUGAGACGGAGUGGACAAAUGAGCAUUACAUAGAACAGUGACACAAACUCACAAGAAUACAACUGUGACACGUAACAGGGUUGAACAAAAUGAACUCUUUAAAUUCAUUCUGUUAAUUAGAUUUGAGUAGGCUAAAUUAGUAUUUGGGAUUUGGCAUUGCCCCACAAAACAAAUUAAAUGUGGCCCUGGACCAUCCUGGUCAUAAGGGGGAAUUUUUUGAAAUUGAGAUUUUGAAAGUUGAUUAAUAUGCUUUCCAUUGAUGUAUGGUUUGUUAGGAUAGGACUAUAUUUGAAAAUCUAAAAUCUGAGGGAGGAAAAA